Molecule: messenger RNA, 2489 nt
Organism: Nelumbo nucifera (sacred lotus)
Lineage: Eukaryota; Viridiplantae; Streptophyta; Magnoliopsida; Proteales; Nelumbonaceae
Product: beta-amyrin synthase-like
Biological process (GO): triterpenoid biosynthetic process
Cellular component (GO): lipid droplet
Molecular function (GO): intramolecular transferase activity
Source: RefSeq, a predicted model, not a curated record
AAUCUCUUCUUUCUCCCCACUACUCUGCUUGGUUCUAAGUUUUUCUCAGUUCCGAACAGACUGUUGAACCCAACAAAUUGAAGGGCUUUCCGAAUUCUGAUCUCUCUGGAUAGAGAAAGUGAGCUACCAUGUGGAGGCUUAAGAUUGCCCAAGGAGGUGGCCCCUACAUGUACAGCACCAACAACUACGUUGGGCGACAGACUUGGGAGUUCAACCCCGACUAUGGUACAUCAGAGGAGCGUGCUGAGGUUGAAAAGGCUCGUGAUGAAUUCACCAAAAACCGUCACUGUGUCAAGCCCAGCGGUGAUGUUCUUUUGCGUUUGCAGCUCUUGAAAGAGAACAACUUCAUUCAAACUAUACCACCAGUCCGAAUCGGAGAGGAUGAGGAGAUAAGCUAUGAGGCUGCUACUGCUGCACUGAAGAGGGCCGUGCAGUUUCAUUCGGCACUCCAGGCAAGCGAUGGCCAUUGGCCAGCUGAAAAUUCGGGUUGUCCCUUCUUCCUACCUCCAAUGGUCAUGUGUUUAUACAUCACCGGAGAUCUCAACAAAGUUUUUACUGAGGAAUAUCGCAAGGAGAUUCUUCGUUAUAUAUACAAUCAUCAGAAUGAAGAUGGAGGAUGGGGACUACACAUAGAGGGCCAUAGCAUCAUGUUUUCUACAGUUCUGAACUACAUUUCUAUGAGGAUUCUGGGAGAAGGGCCUGAAGGAGGCCGAGACAGGGCUGUUCCCAGAGCGCGCAAAUGGAUUCACGACCAUGGUGGUGCAACCUCAAUUCCCUCUUGGGGAAAGACUUGGCUCUCGAUAUUUGGAGUAUAUGAAUGGGAAGGCAGCAACCCUAUGCCCCCAGAGUUUUGGCUUCUUCCAUCAUUCUUCCCUUUAAGCCCAGAAAAGCUAUGGUGCUACUGUCGCAUGACUUACAUGCCCAUGUGCUACUUAUAUGGAAAGAGGUUCGUGGGUCCCAUCACACCUCUCAUUCUUCAACUAAGGGAAGAGAUUCACACUCAACCUUACCAUAAAAUAAAAUGGAGUAGAACCCGCCAUAUGUGUGCAAAGGAGGAUUUGUACUACCCUCAUCCCUUCAUACAGGACUUACUGUGGGAUACUCUUUACAUUCUUACUGAGCCUCUUCUAACGCGUUGGCCCUUCAACAAAUUGAGGGAGAGGGCCCUGAAACAAACAAUGAAACACAUCCACUAUGAAGAUGAAAACAGUCGAUACAUUACCAUUGGAUGUGUAGAGAAGCCAUUGUUCAUGCUUGCUUGUUGGGUGGAAGACCCAAAUGGGGAUGCAUACAAAUACCAUCUUGAAAGGAUUCCGGAUUACAUAUGGGUUGCUGAAGAUGGAAUGAAGAUGCAGAGUUAUGGCAGUCAAUUGUGGGAUACUAGUUUUGCAAUUCAAGCUAUAAUGGCAAGUAAUCUCUCUUUCGAUGAAAUCGGGCUUUGUCUUAAGAAAGGACAUGACUACCUUAAAAAUUCACAGGUUCGAGAGAACCCAUCUGGUGACUUUAAAAGAAUGUUUCGUCACAUCUCAAAAGGAUCAUGGACGUUUUCAGAUCAAGACCAUGGGUGGCAGAUCUCAGAUUGCACAGCAGAAGCACUAAAGGCUUGCCUCAUGUUUUCACUAAUGCCACCAGAAAUUGUUGGUGAGAAAAUGGAAAAAGAGUGCUUGUUUGAUGCAGUGAAUGUUCUCCUUUCCCUACAAAGUCAAAAUGGCGGUUUAGCAUGCUGGGAACCAGCUAGAUCAGAAAAUUGGUUGGAGCUAUUCAAUCCUACAGAGUUUUUCUCAAACAUUGUUAUCGAGCAUGAGUAUAUCGAAUGUACUGCAUCGGCAAUCCAGGCUCUAGUAUUGUUCAAGAAGUUGUAUCCCAACCAUAGAAAGAAAGAAGUAGAAAGUUUUAUCUCAAAAUCAGUGCAUUAUAUUGAACAAAUACAAAUGCCCAACGGUUCAUGGUAUGGAAAUUGGGGAAUUUGUUUCAUCUAUAGUGCAUGGUUUGCACUUGGAGGACUAGCUGCAGUAGGGAAGACCUAUGACAACUGUCCAACAGUUCGUAAAUGUGUUGAUUUUCUGUUAUCAACACAAAAGGAUUCUUGUGGCUGGGGAGAGAGUUAUCUUUCAUGCCCAAACGUGGAAUACACUCCUCUAAAAGGUGAAAAAACAAAUUUAGUGCAAACAGCAUGGGCAUUGAUGGGUCUCAUUCAUGCUGGACAGGCUGAAAGAGAUGCAACCCCUCUACAUCGUGCAGCAAAACUAUUAAUUAAUUCACAAAUGGAAAAUGGUGAUUUUCCUCAAGAGGAAAUUACAGGAGUCUUCUUGAAGAACUGUAUGAUACACUAUGCAGCAUAUAGAAAUAUAUUUCCACUGUGGGCACUUGGAGAAUAUAGAGCACGGGUUCUAAAACCUUCCAAAAACCUCAAAAAUUAAGUCCUAAAUAUUAUACUGCAUCUUUAUUUCUAUUUAAAUAAAGUGAUGAUAAUCUUCUCCUUUUGCUCU